Molecule: messenger RNA, 564 nt
Organism: Bacidia gigantensis
Lineage: Eukaryota; Fungi; Ascomycota; Lecanoromycetes; Lecanorales; Ramalinaceae
Exons: 1
Coding region: 1-564 (187 amino acids)
Source: RefSeq, a predicted model, not a curated record
AUGAAACUCACAAUCAUCUUACUCCUACACAUCAUCGCCUUCAGCGCCCAACUUACCCUCCCAUCUCCAUCAACAACCAAUCUCACAGACCGCCGAGUUACCUGCAUCAAGAAAGCCACCGCACUCAUUCCUAUUCCUCCCGUACCCUCCUCUUGCGAAAACCUCGCCUACCGCAUUGGCCUCCUGCAUGGCGCCAAAAUCCAGCAAGUCUUCGCUUCAGCCACUAAAGCUCCUGUACAUCCACUCCCCUUCCCGGUACCCUACUGCUGGACAAAUAUCCUCUGCCAAAUCACCCUCGAUUUCCACGCGCCACAAAAUGCCGACAUCUCGAGCUUAGCAGAAAUCGCUAUCCAGACCCAUUUGGUCACCGUGGCUUGUUUCGACGAUGCGCUGGAGGGCCUCAAUUCAGCGGGGUUGGCGGAAGUGGGGCGGUUUGGAGUAUUGCUCGCGACUGUCAGUACUCCAAAAGAGGUACCGGGGACGGAGUGUAUAUAUUUAAGUGAGCAUGCGGAAGAGGGGAAAGGAGGUGGUGGGAAUGGCAAUGAAACGUUGAUAGUCAAUUGA